UGCGUUUUUCCAACGCACCGCCCUCUUGGCCCAGAUGCGAUCAAAUCUAACGAUAUAUCGAAAAUCAUAUUAUUUAAAAUUGCUAAGAAUUAUGAAGAGUAUUAUUUUAAUAUAAUUUCUUUGUUUUUUUGGUUCUUGAAACACAAUUUUAAACUUUCAUUGAAAGGAAAUAUACAGUAAAGAAGAAAAGUGCAAAGAGAAGAAUAUCAAUUGUUCUUUCUCCAUUUGGUCAAUUAACUUACUCUCGCAUAUAUUCUGCCUUUCCUUCCAAUUUAAUCACAUUUUCAACCCUCUUUUCUUUUUCUUUUUGCCCAAAUUUGGUGAACCCUCUUCGAUUUUCCCCACCAGGAAGAAGAAUUCAUGUCCUUCAGAAUCAAAGGAAUGCAAAAUGCUUCUUCGUAUAUGGGCGUGGCUGAUCACAGCCGAAACACAUUCUUGGAACUGAAAAAGAAGAAAGUGCACCGUUACGUAAUUUUUAAGAUCGACGAAAAGCAAAACGAGGUUGUUGUGGAGAAGACAGGUGGGCCCGCCGAAAGCUACGAAGACUUUACCGAUUCAUUGCCGGAGGAUGAUUGUCGAUAUGCAGUUUACGACUUUGAUUUUGUGACUUCUGAGAAUUGUCAAAAGAGCAAGAUUUUCUUCAUUGCAUGGGCUCCUGGAAUAUCGAGAAUUCGUUCGAAGAUGCUUUACGCCACAUCGAAAAACGGCUUCAAGACAGCUUUGGAUGGUGUUCAGUAUGAGAUUCAGGCCACCGAUCCUACAGAAAUGGACCUCGAAGUCAUCAGAGAUCGGGCCCACUGAAGAUUGAACAUCGUUUAUUUUUCUUGUGGUGCCGCAAGGUUUAAUUUCAAGCACUAUGGUCGAAAAAUUGCUGUAAUUGACAUGAUAAAGACUUGUGUAAAGAAACUGAAACAGAAAGAAUCUUGUUAUUUAUGAAUGCACCCGAGGAAAUUACAACCUUUU
Erythranthe guttata (spotted monkey flower) is the source of this 963-nucleotide messenger RNA. Its product is annotated as actin-depolymerizing factor. Gene Ontology annotation, molecular function: actin binding. Gene Ontology annotation, cellular component: actin cytoskeleton. The record is from RefSeq and is a predicted model, not a curated record. Gene Ontology annotation, biological process: actin filament depolymerization. NCBI's taxonomy places the organism in Eukaryota, Viridiplantae, Streptophyta, Magnoliopsida, Lamiales, Phrymaceae.